AAUUCUUUUAAAGAAAUGUAAAGUAGAAUGGCCAAGAGACUGCAAAAAGACUUAGAGUAGAUGCAAAAGUCUUAUGCAGAUCAAUUUAAUGUGAGAAUGCCCAAUAAUGAUAUUAAACAUUGGAUUGUAGCAUUUGAAGGAGCAAAGGGAACAUUGUAUCAAGGAGAAAAAUUCGAGUAAAUAAUUUAAAUAAAUUAGAUUGCAAUUCAAGUUUUCAAACGAAUAUGUAGAAAUACUUAUACUUAUUUAGCUCUUUUUUUCUUUGAAAUUAGCCAAUUGAAUCUCCUGAAGUAAUAUAAAUUAUCAAUAAUUAGGUAAUCUUUAUUGGCAAACCUCCUGAGCAUGAACAUAUUUAUUCCAAUGGAUUUAUUUGCUUAUCAAUAUUAUUUGAUGGUAUUUAUGAUCAGUCAUAAUUUUAGAGUGGUCAGCUGCCCUCACUGUAAGUUCUGUUUGCUUGUCUAUACAAUCAAUGCUAUCAAGUGCAACCAAAAAGGUCUAUUAUAUUUCUUAUAUCAGAUGAAACCCCCUAAUGAUGCCGAAUUUGUGAAAAGAGCAGCAGGAAGAGGACCCAAGAGCUUUCUUUGGAGUUAUCAUGAUGAAAAAUGUUGAAGGCGCUCUAUAAAUUAAUAUUGCACCA
This is a messenger RNA of Paramecium octaurelia, 637 nucleotides long. Lineage: Eukaryota; Ciliophora; Oligohymenophorea; Peniculida; Parameciidae. The record is from the annotation of a GenBank genome assembly.